This is a messenger RNA of Apodemus sylvaticus (European woodmouse), 3320 nucleotides long. It is a transcript of the gene Cuedc1, whose product is annotated as CUE domain containing 1. Gene Ontology annotation, molecular function: ubiquitin binding. The coding region runs from base 527 to 1705 and encodes 392 amino acids. Lineage: Eukaryota; Metazoa; Chordata; Mammalia; Rodentia; Muridae. The transcript has 11 exons. The record is from RefSeq and is a predicted model, not a curated record.
CGCGCGCGCAGCCCCGCUCCUCCCCGCGCGGCCCCACUUGUGGCCCCGCCGGCAGCUUCGCAGGGACAGCUGCAUUUCUCGCCGCCCGCCGCUAGGAAGCCGGCCUCGCCUCGCUUUCUCCGCCUCCCGGCGCCCAGCCGCGCCGCCGCGCCACCGAGCCGGGCCCGCCGCCGCCGCCGCCGCCGUGGGACCGUGCCCCUCCCCCGCUGCCGGGCCCCAGCGGCCCCGCGGGAGCGGACGCGCGUGCGGUGCUCGGUGACACCAUCAGUCCAUCGCAGCCCCCUGUGCCAGGAUGACUCGAGGAUGUGGAUGAUCUGCAGUCCAUCUAAAGGCUGGCUGAGGUCCGCAUGCCGCCGCCACCCUGGUCCCUGUCCCCUAGCCCGGGCUGUGCAUUCCAGCCAGGAGGAAGCACAGGAGUGAGUCUUCUGAGCCUGUGGAGCAAGCAAGUGGCCGACGACGACGGAGGGACCCAGGGCCAGCGGCUUCUCGGCUUGUUGGAAACAUUCUUCCGCAGCGGUUCAGCAAGAUGACCAGCCUGUUUCGCAGGAGCAGCAGCGGCAGCGGCGGCGGUGGCGGCGGCGGUGGGGCCACCGGGGCUCGCGGGGCGGGGACCGGGGCUGGGGAUGGCAGCGCGGCCCCUCAGGAGCUCAACAACAGCCGGCCGGCCCGCCAGGUGCGCCGCCUUGAGUUCAACCAGGCCAUGGACGACUUCAAGACUAUGUUUCCUAACAUGGACUACGACAUCAUUGAGUGUGUGCUGCGUGCCAACAGCGGCGCGGUGGAUGCCACCAUAGACCAGCUGUUACAGAUGAACCUGGAGGCGGGUGGCGGCAGCACCUAUGAGGACAGCUCGGACUCGGAGGACAGCAUCCCACCAGAGAUCCUGGAAAGGAGUCUGGAGCCCGAGAGCUCUGAGGAAGAGCCCCCGCCUGUGUACUCACCGCCAGCGUACCACAUGCACGUAUUCGACAGGCCUUACCUGGCGGCUCCUCCAACUCCACCUCCCCGGAUUGAUGUCCUGGGCUCCGGACAACCUGCAAGCCAGAGGCGCUACAGAAACUGGAACCCACCCCUGCUGGGCAACCUCCCAGAUGACUUCCUCCGGAUCCUGCCCCAGCAGAUGGACAGCGUUCAGGGUCACCCCGGGGGCUCCAAGCCCAUGAGUGGAGAGGGAGGCCCCCCUCCGGCGCCAGGGCCCAUGGCCUGCGACCAGGACGGCCGCUGGAAACAGUACCUGGAGGAUGAGAGAGUCGCCCUCUUCCUGCAAAAUGAGGAAUUCAUGAAGGAGCUGCAGAGGAACCGGGACUUCCUCCUCGCGCUGGAGAGAGACCGAUUGAAAUAUGAAUCCCAGAAAUCCAAAUCCAGCAAUGUGGCUGUUGGAAAUGACGGUGGCUUUCCCUCCUCUGUCCCAGGAACCAGUGAUACCAACCCCACUGUGUCAGAAGAUGCCUUAUUCAGGGACAAGUUGAAACACAUGGGGAAAUCCACGCGCAGGAAGCUGUUUGAACUCGCCCGAGCCUUCUCUGAGAAGACCAAAAUGAGGAAGUCCAAGAAGAAACAUUUACCGAAGCUUCAGUCGCUGGGGGCUGCUGCGUCCACAGCCAACCUUCUGGAUGACGUGGAGGGCCAUGCUUAUGAGGAAGACUUCCGGGGAAGGAGGCAGGAGGUGCCUAAGGUGGAAGCGGCCCUACGGGAAGGACAGUAAGAGGCGCCGGCAGCAUCACCUUGCCAGAGAUGCUCCGACGGGGUGGGGGCAGCGAGAGAGCAGCGCCAGCGCCCUCCGGCUGCGGCCCAGACGGACGACGACGGUGCUUGUACACAAGGCUCAGGCUUCUCCAGCCACAGCCCAGCCCAGCCACUGCCGCUUUCCACAGGACUUAGAACUUUUCAGAGCUGCUUGUGAUUGGAGGAGGGGCCUGGAGCCUUUGAGACAGCAGCCAGCCAGUCACAACCCCAUUGGUGGUCUGACUCCUCUAUAGGGAAUGAGAAGAAAUGCAGGAACCACCUCUCCUUUCCAAAAAAGAAAGAAAGAAAGAAAGAAAGAAAGAAAGAAAGAAAGAAAGAAAGAAAGAAAGAAAGAAAGAAAGAAAGAAAGAAAGAAAGAAAGAAAGAAAGAAAACAACAAAAGAGAAGAAAAAGAAAACCCCAAGGUUGCAGUUUAGGAACUGGCAAAAUGACCCACGUGGAGGCUCUUUGGGCCUGAAGAGAGUUCUGCUUCUUUCCUAUCUCUCCUGACCUGCCACAGUGGGGCUGAUCUAUACCCUCCCCCAACCCCCUGUGGCCUCCCCCCCCCCAGAGGUCUCCUGCACCUCAACCUUGCCAGGGACUGCUGACUCUUGGCUCCAACCCUGCACGGAACUCUGGACACUUUGGUCUCUUCGGGUCUAGCUUAUAGGGCUGCUUCUAUUAAGGGCUGGCUGUCACCUUCAGCAGCCUUCACUGGACCCAGCAGGGAUGGGGAGGGUGACCCCGGAGCUGGAGGAUUCAGUUUAGGCAGGGUCUUUAGUUUGGCCGAACACAGAAAUUGGUUCUAAAUUUACAUCACAGUGGAGUACCUCAGCGACUGGACCAGUCCUGCUGUUUUGUAAGACGCUGGAGUUUCGGUGACCCCACAUGAAAAGGUUCAGGCUGAAGUGCACGUUGCAGAGGCUGCCAGCCUGGGGCAGGGGAGUGGGGCGGCAAGCACCUAGAACAAGAACUUGCCGGGUACCUCAGGUGGAGAACCAGAAGGGAUUUAAGGAACGGGCACCAACCACUGCCGCAGGACGGAGGCCACAUCCGUGUCCCACUCGUCCCAUGACCCAGGCACGCGCUGACCAUUUAGAGAGAUCUGGGAAACCUGGACGGGUGCGGGGGGGGGGGUCCUGGUUGAGAAUGGGAUCCGAUGCUUGGGUGGUGGGGCUGCUAAGGACUGGCAGAAAACGGGAGCCCGGUGGGAAUGGGACCGCAAACGCCUCAACUCCUGCGGGUCAGUCGAGCUUCCCCGGGCUCGCAAGAGCGGUGCACGCGGAGAGGGACCACGUCUGGAAGCGUGCGCAGCCAGUCCGGGUGCGGGUGGGGGGUGGGGAUCACGUUGGCUCCGAGCCAGGUCUGUGACCCCGGGAAAGAAAGACAGCUCCCCCAUCUCCUGGAGCCCCGGGAAGCUAAACUGAGCUCCACACGUGUCUGGGCCCUCCCUCCUCCAAGGCACUCGGUUGUGUGUGUGUGUGUGUGUGUGUGUCACUUUGUUAUUUUUUCCCUCCAGUGUGUGGUUUCUCCCCCCCCCCCCCUUGGAGCUGUUUCAUAGGAAUUCCGGUAAUAAAGACUUGGUGUUCUCUUGG